GCUAAAUCUGUGCCUCCCCCCCCUUGACCGGACACUACUCCAUUGUACAUGACCUCGUUCAUGUGUCUGAUCCAUUGGGAGUUGUGAUGAUGGCCUCUCCCAAUUCCCUCUCGACCGCGUAUACCAGCGGUCUCUCCCGACAACCGUCGUCCCGGCAUCUAACCCGCGCCGCCACCUCACGCGCCGGUUCCAGACGAACCUCCCCGGAAGUCCAGAAUGUUUCUGCUGUGAGUAGGAAUCGACAGCUGGAGUCCUCUAGACGGUAUUCGCCGGGCGACAGCUCCGAUGACGAGGUCCCCGAGCCGAAAUUCAGCGCCUCCGUCAAGGCCCUGCUGGACGAGGAUGUCGACUCCCCCCGCCUGCAACGGAGGCCUUCCGACAACUAUCACCGCCCGAGCGAUCGGGUCGUGUCCACGAGCCAGGAGAGGCGAUCUCGCACCGCGUCGCCCAACGACCAUUCGACAGGGAGCCCGGCGCCGCGGGUGGUCCGCCUUGCCCCCAACUUGAUCAACGGCACUUGGUUCCAACGAGAAGGAUCGCCCCUCACCAAUAGUGAGAGCGCCGGCUACGACAGUGCGAGGAGUUCUUCGAAUGACCUGAUCACCCCCGCGCCGCGACCGCGCACCGUGCGCAUCAAUCCCUCCCGGAGUUCAACUCGCUCUCCCGCCUCGAUUUCCCCCUCGCAGCGUCGCUGGGAAGAAACCGACUCGGCCGAGGAGCAGAGGAGCGCCGAGCGCCUCGAGGAAGAGAGGAAGGCGCGGUACGAAGAGGAACAGGCGCCGCGCGUCGGCUCCUCUUCCGUGCUUCGCGCGCGUGGUGUGGAAGACGUCGGCCUGCACAGCUCGGUGCGACCGAAGAGAGUCGGCCGGUUAACAGGAAGCUUUCUGAAUGGACCCGCUCGGAGGGGCGUGUUAAGACGACAGAGCGAGGAGAACGACGACCCGCAGACCUUCCUCACCGCGGAGGAAGGGAAUGAUCGGGAACUCGACGGCAACGGCAACCGCGCCGACUACGACUACAAGAAAACAGCGAAACCUUCAUCACCACGGGUAUCGUGGGUGGACCCGAGCCCCCUCGACCGGGCAGAACGGUAUCGACCGCACGAUCCCAUCAGUCACCGGCCUGGAGAGGAAGCGUUCUCCCGGGGUUCGUCUCCUAAAUCGUACGGAUCGCAUUCCAAGUCAACCCCGGGAUCUUCGUCCGACCGGUCGUCGAAACCGCCAAGUGGGGCAGAGCAGCCCGUGUUCAAAGUCCCUCCGUUGCCGGAGCUGCCCUCCACUCGCGACCAGGAGAACGAGCCGCCACCGACUUUCAAGCGGGCCAAGCCUCAGGGGUUUAACCUGCUGGACAAGCCGGAAGGGUUGGCCGUCGUCUACGGGGAUGAACGUAAAGACGCACCGCAGAACGAGGCCCCGGCAGGACCGUCUCCGCGGAAGAUCCUGGCAAUGCGCAGCAACAACGCCCCGCAUCAUCGACCGGCGCCCCCGCCGCCCAAGAUGUCGGUCCUCGAGACGGCAACAGCCAACGCCGGCGCCGCCACGUCGUCGUCCUCCCGCAAGAAGCGGAGCCAGGUCUCUGUCAACCACAAGCCGUUCACACGGUUGGACUGCAUCGGCCGGGGUGGGAGCUCGCGGGUCUACCGGGUCAUGGCCGAGAACUACAAGAUUUUCGCUCUCAAGCGAGUCAACCUGGAGGAUGUCGACCCGGUCACCCUGGCGGGCUACAAGGGGGAAAUUGAUCUGCUCAAGAAGCUCGAGAAUCUGGACCGCGUGGUCCGGCUGUUCGACUGGGAGCUGAACUCGGACAAGCACACGCUCAGCGUUUUGAUGGAAAUUGGCGAGUCGGAUCUGGAGAAGAUCCUGACGUAUCGACUGAACGCCGAGGACGCGGUGUUCGACUGCAACUUCACGCGGUACUACUGGAAAGAGAUGCUGGAGUGCGUGCAAGCGGUACACCACUACAACAUCGUGCACUCGGACUUGAAGCCGGCCAACUUCCUCCUCGUGCAGGGGCGGCUGAAGCUGAUCGACUUUGGCAUUGCCAACGCCAUCCAGGACAACACCGUUAACGUGCACCGCGAGCAGCAAGUGGGGACCCCCAACUACAUGUCACCCGAGGCGCUCGUCGACUCGAACGCGUCACUGGGGCUGCCGUCGAGCGUGGGGAAGGUCAUGAAGCUGGGCAAGCCCAGCGACGUGUGGAGUCUCGGCUGCAUCCUGUACAAGAUGGUGUACGGACAGCCGCCGUUCGCCAAGAUCGCCAAAUACUAUGAGCGCAUUCUGGCCAUUCCCAACCCGCACGUAAAGAUCGACUUCCCGGCGUUCGGCGUAGGCGGCGUGGCAGUACCGCCGGGGCUGCAGCGGACGCUGAAAGCGUGCCUGCAGCGCGACCAGACGCUCCGACCGACGACACAAGAGCUGCUGGGCUCGCGGGACGCCUUCCUGUAUCCGGACGCGCAGCUCGAGGGGGCGGUGCCCGUGACGCAGGAGAUGCUUAACCGGAUCCUGGUCAACGUGGUCAACCACUGCCGAGUGCGCGGGGUGCCGCGUGACGAAGAGCUGGCGGCGUGGCCGGCGGGGUUCUUUGCCAAGAUCAAGGCUGCUUUGGAGGAGAACGCAUGAUUGACUUGACUUGAAUAUUUUCUUUUGUUGAUUACUGUCGGCGUUGCCCACUGAGCGUCUUUCAUUUGUUCUAUACCAUUGAGCGGGAUGCAUUGCAUGUUG
This is a messenger RNA of Aspergillus candidus, 2723 nucleotides long. RefSeq names its product serine/threonine/tyrosine protein kinase MPS1. The record is from RefSeq and is a predicted model, not a curated record. The transcript has a single exon. Bases 87 to 2621 code for a protein of 844 amino acids. NCBI's taxonomy places the organism in Eukaryota, Fungi, Ascomycota, Eurotiomycetes, Eurotiales, Aspergillaceae. Gene Ontology annotation, cellular component: nucleus; kinetochore; spindle. Gene Ontology annotation, molecular function: protein serine/threonine kinase activity; protein serine/threonine/tyrosine kinase activity; ATP binding. Gene Ontology annotation, biological process: chromosome segregation; protein localization to kinetochore; mitotic spindle assembly checkpoint signaling.